AUGUUUCCGCUGCCACCUCCCUCAUUUUCUCCUCCCUCAAAACCCCCCACCGCACACUCUUCUUUCUCCUCCAUUCAGGGAGAAUCCCAACACAAUACUUUCGACCCAAAAACAAAUCAUUAACAAUUUUGAGGGAGAGAGAAUCAGGGCCCUGAUUGGGGUUUUCGGGAACCCCCAAUUCCCUCUUCUGCAAAUCCCUUUUGAGAAGCCCUGAAUUUUUCUCUCUCGAAAAUGCCUUCGCAGCCCUCGGAAAUCCACUCACCGGACGCGGACGAUAUUAACGAGGCCGCAUUUGCGAAGCGAGGAUGUUGUUUCUGGAUUCCGUGCUUCAAUUCCAACCCUUCCCCGGCUGUUGGAUCGAUAUGGUGGGAGCGGAUCGGGAAUGCUGAAAACAACCCCGCCACGAGUAAUCAGGAGUCGUGGUUGGUCCGAGGAUGGAAUCGUGUUCGGGAAUGGUCUGAAUUGGUCGCCGGUCCGAAAUGGAAGACUUUCAUCCGCCGGUUCAAUAAGAACAACCGGAAUGGGAACCACGGGUUUGGGAGGCAGGGGAAGUUCAAGUAUGACCCUUCGAGUUACGCGCUUAAUUUCGACGAAGGUCCAGGGCAGAAUGCUCAUUUGGAUGACGAUAUUAUUCAUCGUGAUUUCUCGGCGAGAUACGCGUUCCUCGGGAUGCCUUCCUCGACCAAGUCGUCCAUGGAUCUCGGCAAGGAUGCGCCGUUAUUCACGUGAAACUAUAGCCCGCACUAUAUGUCUCUUC
Tripterygium wilfordii is the source of this 757-nucleotide messenger RNA. RefSeq lists its product as uncharacterized. The record is from RefSeq and is a predicted model, not a curated record. The transcript has a single exon. Lineage: Eukaryota; Viridiplantae; Streptophyta; Magnoliopsida; Celastrales; Celastraceae. Bases 232 to 729 code for a protein of 165 amino acids.